Messenger RNA from Mauremys mutica (yellowpond turtle), 1385 nucleotides. RefSeq names its product TSC22 domain family protein 2-like. The record is from RefSeq and is a predicted model, not a curated record. Bases 80 to 1243 code for a protein of 387 amino acids. NCBI's taxonomy places the organism in Eukaryota, Metazoa, Chordata, Testudines, Geoemydidae. The transcript has 9 exons.
CGGGGACCGGCCGGGAGGUGCCCGUCCCGAGGACCCCGCGCAGCACAGGGGGCGGCACCCAGACCCCGGCCCGAGAACGAUGCCCAGGGGACGAGCCUGGACCCAGCAAGAGAUCAGCUGCCUCCUGGCUCUCAUCAAGGGCUCCGGGGAGGUGACGCUCCUGAUGGCCUCCACUUCGCGGCCCAACGAGGCCCUGUGGCGGGAGAUCUCCCAGGGGCUGGCGGCCGCCGGCUACAGCCGCAACGUGGCGCAGUGCCGCUCCAAGUGGAAAGCGCUCAAGCAGGCCUUCUACUCGGAGUGGGAGACCUGCCGGCAGGCGGGCGGCCACUCGCCGCGCGUGCCCCCGCACUACAAGACCAUGAAAAAGAUCUGGAAGGCGGCAGGACAGCCCAUCUUCGGGGAGCGGCGCCUCCCAGACCUGGUGAAGUUACCUCCCGGGAAGCGGAGGCCACGGCUCGAGGCCCAGCCUCCAUCCUCACCAGGGCACGUCCUCCACCCGGAAAUCCCGGGCAGGCCACCGGCUGCGCUGGGGCAGUGCACCAAGAGCGAGCCGGGGAGCUCAGCUCACAUGGCCGAGGCAUCCCAGGUGCAGAGAGCUCCCUCUCCUGUACCAAUUCUCGUUGCAGACGCCGGGUCCCCGUUUGCUCCCCUCCCCACCUUUGACUUCCACCCGGCCCUCGCUGCCUUCCCGCCCGUGAAGCAGGAGAGUGCGGGACGGGAGGCUGACUCUCCUGUGGCGUGCCAGGCGCCCGCAGGGCAGGGGGCAGGGGAGCGGGCGCUGCCCGUCACCGUCGGAGACCAGGGCUCAUCUGAGACAACACCUGGCGGUGAGCACCCCGUGCUGGGUGACCGGGCCUCGGCUACAGACCUGCAAGGCCCCAGCGUGGUGAGCCUGCUGCAGAGCAUGCAGCAGCUCCUGGUGCAGAUCCUCCAUACCUCGCAGCAGCAGCAGGUGCUGCUGGAGAGCCUGGCCAGCGACACCGUCUCCCACCUCCACCUCAUCUCCGACAACCUGGUGCAGGUGGGUGAGACCCUGCACGAGCUGCUGCUCCAGGCUCACGCCCGCUCCACCGACCUGCCCACCUCGCUCAGCCACUACGCCAGCCACACGCCCCCCCUCCUGCCCAUGGUGCCCCGCUCGCCCUGUACCCCCAACCCCCCUCCCAAUUCCCCCUCCCACAAAGAGGAGCCUGUGGUGUCAUCCGCCUCCCGAUUCCAGCCCCACCAGCUGGCCCCCCCGUGAGAGCCCCUGCAGAGACUCGGUGCACACAGCAGGUGGCUGUGGGGCUGCCUGCCCCCUUUGUAAACAUGUCCAGUGGGGGAGGAUUUUACAGAGCUUUCUAGCAAAGACCCCAAGAUAUUUUGGACAUUUUUAUUUUUUUUAA